AUUCGAGUUGUCAAUUUUUGUCAUAGUCACGCGGUCAAAAGUAAACAAUCACAAAUGGUAGAUGCAUAAAGUGCGUAAUGAUUUGAAUGAUAUAUUUAAUUGUUUAAAACUCUGUGGUAUACCGGUGUGGUUAUCAUCAUGGCAAAUAUUUGUUGCAUAUGUGGGAAAACGAAAUGUUCGUAUAAAUGUCCUGUAUGUGAAGAAGCUUAUUGUUCCAUAGGUUGCUGUAAGGAGCAUAAACUAAAUAAUUGUCAAUCACCGAAGUCGAAGUCUCAGGAGAACAAAGUUAUAGAAGAUACGAAGAAUAAAAUUAAUUAUGAUUUUCCAACGGAAGACACAGUUCCCAUUGAAAAAUUGAACCAGUUACAUCACAGCGAAGAAUUGAAGAACUGCUUAAAGAAUCCGCAUGUACGAAAUAUAAUGCGUGCAAUUUUAACAGAUAAGAAUCCAACAAGAGCUAUUGCUUUAGCUAUGACUGAACCAAUAUUCGUAGAAAUGGCAGAUGCUUGUUUGAAAGUUGUUGAACCUGAAGUUAACAAUGAAUCAUGUUAAUAUAUAUAGAUCUAUAUCACAUUAGAACACGUACGAGGAAAUUACGAUAAAAUAUUUUUAUAUA
Bombus huntii is the source of this 616-nucleotide messenger RNA. Its product is annotated as zinc finger HIT domain-containing protein 3. Gene Ontology annotation, molecular function: protein binding. The transcript has 2 exons. The coding region runs from base 139 to 552 and encodes 137 amino acids. The record is from RefSeq and is a predicted model, not a curated record. NCBI's taxonomy places the organism in Eukaryota, Metazoa, Arthropoda, Insecta, Hymenoptera, Apidae.